This is a messenger RNA of Talaromyces stipitatus ATCC 10500, 1035 nucleotides long. RefSeq lists its product as uncharacterized. The coding region runs from base 1 to 1035 and encodes 344 amino acids. The record is from RefSeq and is a predicted model, not a curated record. The transcript has 5 exons. Lineage: Eukaryota; Fungi; Ascomycota; Eurotiomycetes; Eurotiales; Trichocomaceae.
AUGGCACAGGACCCAACACAGGACAGAGGGACGGUCAUCCUUGUUGCAAUGUGGAGCACCACAUCAAUAGCAACAAUCUUUGUCGGCGCUAGAUUGUAUACGCGUGCCAAAAUAGUGAGAAGUCUGGGUCUAGACGAUUAUCUGAUCUCCUUGUCAAUUCUUCUUGGCCUUCUUUUCGUGAGCCUUACGACCGCUUCCGUCAGAGCCGGAGACGGUCGACAUGCUGACUCGCUAACACCUCAUGCGUUCGAACGGGCAGCACUUUUGAACACGGCCGGAUUUGCCCCUGGGAUCCUGUCCUUUGUUAUCCCAAAAUUGGGAGUGGUCGCCCUUCUGUGCCGAAUCUUUAACCCAACGCAGCGCUGGAAAAUCUUUAUCUGGUCAUUCGUCGGGGGAGGCGGUUUAUUGAUUUGCGGUUGCAUCGUCAUCAUAUAUGCACAGUGUAAUCCAACCAAGGCUUUGUGGACGGGGGUGGGAAACUGUUGGAACCCAAGCAUCCUGGUCGACUAUUCGAUCUUUGCAGGCGCGCUCUCGGCUGUUAUCGAUAUCUUUCUUGCUAUCUACCCUGCCGCAAUCUUGUGGCGGUUGCAGCUGCCCCUAAGAAGGAAGGUUUUGCUUCUGGUGGCCUUUGCACUGGGCGCUUGGAUUAGCAGACGAAUCCGAUUCUACUUACAGCACCUCAGAGCUUGUAAUCUGGACAAAGUAAUGACUUCUAUUGGAUCGCCAUGGACAUUGUUGCUGACAUAUUUCAGUGCGGAGUCAAAUGCAGUCAUUAUCGCCGCCUGUAUCCCGACGAUCAUACCUCUGAUAGAGAUGCUAUUCUUCACGAGAAAUGCGAAGAGCUUCCAACUUCGCAGUGAGCAUGAAAUGUGGGCUCCCACAGCGCCGUCGUGUGUGAGACCGGCACUAAGUCCAUUUUGGAAAAUCAAUGUAGAUGGUAGCCGCCAAAUUCGACGACCGAAUGACAACAAUCGCAAUCAGAUUUCUGUCAACGAAAUACGAAGAACGGACGAGAUAUCUGUUUUCAUUGACUGA